Messenger RNA from Passer domesticus (house sparrow), 2851 nucleotides. RefSeq names its product fibroblast growth factor 1 (gene FGF1). The transcript has 4 exons. Lineage: Eukaryota; Metazoa; Chordata; Aves; Passeriformes; Passeridae. Gene Ontology annotation, molecular function: fibroblast growth factor receptor binding; growth factor activity. Gene Ontology annotation, biological process: positive regulation of epithelial cell proliferation; lung development; fibroblast growth factor receptor signaling pathway. Gene Ontology annotation, cellular component: cytoplasm; nucleus. The record is from RefSeq and is a predicted model, not a curated record. Bases 212 to 679 code for a protein of 155 amino acids.
CAGCCCCGGACCCGGAGCCCUCCCGGUGCCCGUGCCCGGCCCGGGGCCCCGCGGGCGCCGCGAGGGGCCGGGCUGUGCCCCGGCGGGCUCGGGAGGUGGAGCGAGGGGCAGGGUGACCCCGGCACAUCGCUGCCCUCCCCGGCGGGUCAGCCCCAGCGGCCAGCCCUGCGCACCCCGAGCCUCCCCAGCCCGGCCCCGGAGAGGCUGCGGGAUGGCCGAGGGGGAGAUCAGCACCUUCAGCGCCCUGACGGAGAGGUUCGACCUGCCCCCGGGCAGCUACAAGAAGCCGAAGCUGCUGUACUGCAGCAACGGGGGGCACUUCCUGCGCAUCCUGCCCGACGGCACCGUGGAUGGCACCCGCGACCGCAGCGACCAGCACAUCCAGCUCCAGCUGAGUGCAGAGAGCGUGGGGGUGGUGCACAUCAAGAGCACCCAGUCGGGGCAGUACCUGGCCAUGGACACCAACGGGCUGCUCUACGGCUCGCAGUUACUGGGUGAGGAGUGCCUGUUCCUGGAAAGGCUCGAGGAAAACCAUUACAACACCUACGUCUCCAAAAUGCACGCGGACAAGAACUGGUUUGUGGGGCUGAAGAAGAACGGGAACAGCAAGCUGGGCCCGCGGACUCACUACGGCCAGAAGGCGAUCCUGUUCCUGCCCCUGCCCGUCUCGGCCGACUGAGGCCCGGCCCGGGCUCAGAGACAGCCCCAGACCCAGCUGCUGCUGCCCCUUAGAGCCCUCCAGAGCUCCGAGCUUUAGGUCAAGGCUUUGCCCAGUCUAGCCCAGCAGAGCCCCUCUGCUCUGCACGAAGCUUUGCGGAGAUGAGGGGACGAGCCCUGAUGCUCUCCCGAGGUCCACGGGGCCCCAUCUCCCCCUGCCCUCAGCCGUGUGCCCGUGUGUGCCAUGACCCUUGGCUGUGUGUGCCAUGACCUUCAGCCCUGUGCCCAUGUGUGCCAUGACCCUCAGCUGUGUGUGCCAUGUGUGCCAUGACCCUCAGCCGUGUGCCUGUGUGUGCCAUGACCCUCAGCUGUGUGUGCCAUGUGUGCCAUCACCCUCAUCUGUGUGUGUCAUGACCCUCAGCCAUGUGCCAUGUGUGCCAUGACCCUUGGCUGUGUGUGCCAUGACCCUCAGCCCUGUGCCACGUGUGCCAUGAGCACGCUGCAGCUCCCAGGAGCUGCCCUGGGCAGGCACCCAGAGCUGUGCCCGAGGGUCGCGCUGGCUCCCAGAGAAGCGCACUCUUUGUGUCCCCAGGCAUUCAAAGGCAAAGCUCCCUGGCCACUGUGUGUUGAGGUAUUUAUCCGUGCAGGUGUGUAGCUUCUGACAUGCCCUCGAGCAGUGCCAGACUGCAGCACCAGUCCCGUUAUCCAGGGCCAGCCUGCUAAGUGCCAGCUGGGCGUGCUGAGCUGAACUAGGCAGAGCUCCAGCCUCAGGCCUUCUCUCCUCACAACAUCAGUAGUGUGUGUUCCAUGCUAGUACCUGCCAUAUGUCAUUUGUAUUUAUUUAUUAAGUAAAUAUGUCUCUUUACAAGCUGUCCAUAAGUCUUUCCAGGCAGCUGGAGGCUGUCCCAGCGAGGAUGGGGCAGUGGCAGUGAGGGUGUGAGGGUGUGAUGUACAACAGCACGAGGGGGCAGAGCAUCACACCCAUUCCCAGAGGGAAUUCACACUGCCUGGCCAAAUGCAGCCCUAAAAAUGUCACUGAGGCCUCUUGGUGGCUCCCAAAUCCCCUGUGAAGCUGAGUUUCUCCAUCGCUGGCCUAAUGCAGCUCGAGGGCAGCUCGAGAGCCACUCCUGCCAGCUGAGAACAUCACCAGAGCAUCCCCAGCUCCUCUGGAAAACCUGAGCCAGGGCCUCACCACCCUCACGGGGAAGAAUUUCUCUCUAAUACCAAAUCUGAAUCUACCAUCCUUCAUCUUAAAUAAUUUCCCCCUUGUCCUAUCUUGCCUUCAAGGACAGGGACAAGACGCCAGUGCUCCCUGCUCCCAGCAAACCUGAUCAGCCAUCCCACAUGGAGGAAGGAAUAAAAGGCUGCCUUGCAUAUUUCUGCAGCAGCAAUUAGCCACUAAUUGCUGUACUUUACAAUUGCUCUGCUAAUUACUGCUCUCCUGAACUUCUGCACUUGCUGCACAAACGCCCUCCCCAGCACUGAUAGCAUCUCUGCAAUCCCAGCGCUGCCGGGCAAACAGGGGCUGGCACGGAGUGGUGCAGCACAGCUGGCAAGGAGCAUGUGCCAGGUCCUUCAGAGCUGCUCCCCACCUGUGGGAUCCGCAGGGAAAUACAGGGGAAAGGUGGAUUCUGCUAAUCCUGCCGGUCCCAGCUGCUCCUCUGGGCCCAGAGACACCCAGGCACUGCCUGGCUCAGCUGCUCUGCUGGGCACAGCAUGGCAUUCCAUGGCAAGCACCAAGCUGGGCAAGACAGGGGCAUGAGGACAGCCAGCAACACCCACGCUUCUCAAACACAGCAGGGAAACAACUUCCCUGUGAGAGGCUGAGCUGUCGCUCAAGUCAAAAAAGCGAAUUAAUGCGCGAGUGGGAGUCCAGGUGUCUAAUUAAACUGGAAGGCUGGGCCGUGUAACGCUGGAUUUGGCUGUGCUGCCUUGCAGCACCUCAUUAACCCAGGGCACCCUCUCGUUGGGCUCCUGCUGCUCCCACACCGCCCCGCAGGUACAGCUGGACACCCAGCUGGGGAAAAAUGUCAACACCUGGUCUGAAAAUAACCCCGGGGGAGCCGCAGCAAUCGCUUCAGACAGAUGGAGGAGCCAGCAUGGCCGGGGAAACCGCGCUCACCUCGGGGUGCGUGCCCUUAGCGCGAGGGGAAAAAAGGAGAGUUAGAAGAUUUAAUAAAAUCGUUACACGUAA